AUGGCUUGCUCUAACAACUCUUGCGAAGGACGCCAAUCAACCCUGUGCUGCGGUGUCGACUUCACCCGUUGUCUUGACUCUGCCUGUAUGGCCAUAUUCAUGCUCAUUAUUUCUUGCGGGUUCCUUUUUAUGUUCGGUGAAACUAUCCGAAUGAUCGACCGUACCAGCUUCGCUCGUGAGGAAUAUGUGAAACGUUUUUUGAACAGGAUCUUCCCUUUCAGGCAUGGAUUUGAUUUCAACCUUACUCACGCUUUGCUUUUCUCAUUGACUACGCUUCUCAUUAGCUUCAGGGGUGAGUACCAGAGGGAACAUGCGUCUGCAACGGAAGAAACGGGCUCACACGCUAAGUCCCACUGA
This is a messenger RNA of Babesia sp. Xinjiang, 357 nucleotides long. RefSeq lists its product as uncharacterized. Bases 1 to 357 code for a protein of 118 amino acids. The record is from RefSeq and is a predicted model, not a curated record. NCBI's taxonomy places the organism in Eukaryota, Apicomplexa, Aconoidasida, Piroplasmida, Babesiidae. The transcript has 4 exons.